CCAUGCCUAUACCUGUCUUUGGAUUACAAGAUGACUCCAAAGUGUUUAAGAAAGGCAGCUGCUUACUUGUGGAUGAUAAUUUUGUCCUAGUAGGCUCUUUUGUGGCGUUCUUCAUCCCUCUAACCAUCAUGGUGGUCACCUACUUUUUAACCAUCAAGUCACUGCAGAAGGAAGCUACAUUAUGCGUGAAUGACAUUGGCCCAAAGACCAAGUUUGCUUCAUUUAGCUUCCUUCCUCAGAGUUCCCUGUCCUCGGAGAAACUUUUUCAGCGCUCUUUGAACAGAGAUGUGGGGACUUCUGGGAGGAGAACCAUGCAAUCCAUCAGCAAUGAGCAGAAGGCUUCCAAGGUUCUUGGCAUUGUCUUCUUUCUGUUUGUUGUGAUGUGGUGCCCGUUUUUCAUCACCAAUGUGAUGGCUGUAAUUUGCAAGGAGUCAUGCAAUCAAGAAGUCAUUGGAGGACUACUUAACGUAUUUGUUUGGAUUGGCUACCUUUCGUCAGCUGUCAACCCACUCGUAUAUACGUUGUUCAAUAAAACCUACCGCUCAGCUUUCUCUCGUUACAUUCAGUGUCGCUACAAGGAGGAGAAGAAACCUUUCCAGCUGAUUUUAGUGAACACUAUCCCAGCACUUGCGUAUAAUUCCAGCCAGCUCCAGCUAGCACAAAUGAAGAGUCUGAAAAAAGAAGCGAAAAUGAUGGCUAAGGAUUAUUCAAUGGUCACGAUAGGAAUACAUCAUUUGGAUGGUACCUCCAAGGGAAGUAUCAGCCCAGCGAACGAAAAGGUUAGCGGUGUGUGAUGGUCGGCAGCUGCCAUGACAACGACCAUGUGUAUGCUGAAAAUUUCACCUGGCUGUGAGAAGCUC
Molecule: messenger RNA, 860 nt
Organism: Phaethon lepturus (White-tailed tropicbird)
Lineage: Eukaryota; Metazoa; Chordata; Aves; Phaethontiformes; Phaethontidae
Gene: HTR2A
Product: 5-hydroxytryptamine (serotonin) receptor 2A, G protein-coupled
Exons: 1
Coding region: 3-794 (263 amino acids)
Biological process (GO): chemical synaptic transmission; G protein-coupled receptor signaling pathway, coupled to cyclic nucleotide second messenger
Cellular component (GO): dendrite; plasma membrane
Molecular function (GO): neurotransmitter receptor activity; G protein-coupled serotonin receptor activity
Source: RefSeq, a predicted model, not a curated record